UUCAAUGCCGGUACCCCAUGUGACUGGAACCCAUAUUGGAUUUCGGACAACAUGGCUACACAAGUAGAGUUACCUGAGGAUUCCCAUCCGGGAGAAGAGGAAGCAGUUGCUGAAGAGAAUGCCAGCAUCCUUUUGUCUCCAGAGGCCCUCAUCAAACACCCCCUACAAAACAAGUGGGCACUCUGGUUCUUCAAGAAUGACCGCACUAAGGAAUGGACAGCUAACCUAAAACUUGUCACCUCCUUCGACACAGUGGAAGACUUUUGGGCAUUGUACAACCAUGUGCAGAAAGCUAGCAAGUUACCAUCAGGCUGUGAUUACUCUUUGUUCAAGGAUGGUAUUCAACCCAUGUGGGAAGACGCUCAAAACAAAGAUGGUGGCCGGUGGUUAAUAAAUCUCAAUAAACAACAGCGUCAUUCAGAUCUGGACAAUUUCUGGUUAGAAACGCUGCUGUGUCUAAUAGGCGAGUCGUUUGAGGAAUUCAGUGACGACGUUAACGGUGCUGUGGUCAAUGUGCGAAACAAGGGAGACAAACUGAGUCUGUGGACGAGAGAUGCAACACGGCCUGAUGCAAUCAUGAAAAUAGGAAAAAAAUUAAAGGACAGUCUGAAAAUUCCCAUCAAAAUUGCAAUAGGUUUCCAGGCACAUACAGACACCAUGACGAAAACAGGAUCUACGGCCAGAGAUCGGUUUAGAGUAUAACACUAGGACCUUAGUCAUGGAAUGCUUGGCCUGUCUGUUUGUGUGUGUGCCUGUUGUGAGUGAGAGAGAAAGGUUACAAGAUUGCGAGCCUAGCUUGAUCAGAAAUGGGCGUAAAAUACAGAUCCUCUCGGUCGGUACAAGCAGGCCAGACAGACACCAGACUCUGAUGGAUGGAAAUUCUGUCUGCAGAUUUAUUCAGGGUUUGUCUCCAUCAAGUCCUCUCUGUGUAUACAUGUGUCUGUCUGGUGCAAGUCUGUACUAUACAAAACAUUUCUGUCGCGAGCUAUAGCCGUAGUCCCUGGUCGUGAUUUCUUAAAGAAAUCAGAAAUCUCACGUUAAAAGUCUGAAGAUUUCCUCUCGAGAGAGAUCUAAUUCAGAUAUUUAAUCAAGAUCAUUUGUUUAUGUUUCAGUCUAAAGUGUGUUUGCCAGCAGCCAUAAAAUGUAUUGAUCAAGUUGGCAGGCACAGACUAGGAACAAAACCCCUAUAGUCUGAGGGGCAGUGUCAAAAACAUUGAUGUUUAUUGAUUGUAGAGGUCAAGUUCCCAGAUUUGACAAAGGCAGGGCUUAAAAAGUUUUUCAGUUCAUGACCUAAUGCCUGUCAGGAUAUUAAGUUUGAUAUAUGCAUGGCACACACUGUAAACUUGAUGCAAACUUUAUUUGAAAUAUUUGUUCAUCUUUAAAUCAAACAGGAAUUCAAAAUUAUCACAGAGGUGUAUAAUUUCAUAAUUAGUGUUGAUUUUGGAAAGUUCUGUCGGCCCGACCUAUAAUAAUUUCAUGGGAAAUAUUCGAAUUUUUUACUAGCCCCAACGUAACAUCGACUAGCCCCAGGCAUCUGGUUAGUGAAAUUGUAUACCCCUGAAUCACAACAAAAACUCAAUUGUGUUUGAUUAGUAUGAGUUUCAAGAUUGACUGUUGUUAAAAAAAAAGUUACUUGGGACUUGUCUUAGUCAAAACUGGUGGAGACUUGAUGCUGAAUUAGGAUAUAGGUUUUGUGGUUUAAGAUGUUAAAGCAUGUGUGCCGUUUGAGCUGCCCACUCAAGUGUAACAACCAUCUGAAACCCAAUCCAUUGUUUACCAUCACCGGAUGAAAAGUAGCAGUUUCUGUUAUGUAGGGUCGCUUUAGGUGCGAUUAUGUGUUUAUUGACUUCAGUUGUCACCAGCUUUUCCUGUAUUUGUAAAUAUGACUGGAAAUUUGGCUUCAUAAAGGUUUUAAAAAUCACUAAUGGUGAUUUUUGUUUAGAUUGCAAAUUUAGAAAAAAACUUAGAUAAAUUUUUUUGGGAGAUUUCAAUUUUAUUUCAUGCUGAUGUCUGGCAUUGUUUGUAGUUAUAUAUAACAAAUACAGGAUAAGACGGAUCCAGGUUUUGAAUUAUUCCAAAAUACAUUUGUCUUACCUGUGUUUGUAAAAUGGUAUAAUGUAAAUAUAUAUAUUUGUCAAUGACAGAUGCAGUCAGUUGUGUAUAUGAUGAAUGGAGCACAUUGUUUCUUGCUCGUGAGAAUUAAUCAGAAAAUUAAUGAUAUCAUUAUGUAUGUUUCAUUUGAAGGCAUUUACACUUUUAUUUAUUCAUUCGCCUUUUGUUGACCCCACACAUGUAGCGCACGAGUGAAUAUAUACGUCCGCGCAAUAAAUGAGUGCUUUCUGAUUCGUUAGAAAAACACAAGUGUGUGGUCUUGCUUUUAUCACAUACCUUCCGUAUUUGGUAGAGAUCGAUACGAAGAUUUUAUAAACUUUGAUAUUUUUUGCAAAUACCGGGAACUUUUCAGUUCGCCAUGACAAGGGGAUUCCCAUAAAAAUGUAGUUACGGCUAGUAGGUAAAUACAACAUUCCGUAUUGUACAUGUGCAAUACAGAACGUUGUAUGUCAUGGUCUGAAAAUUGCUUGUAUUACUCUACCAAGAUUCAACAGGUUUGUGAUAAUAUGUAAUAUUAUGCACAUUUCAGUACAGUACUGAAAUUGGGAGUCGGGUUUCCAGAAAGAAAAUUUGCUCUCCAUACACAUUUUUAGGGGAGGGGUGGGGAGGAUAAAGGAAAAAACUAGAUCAUUUCAACUUGAUGAUUGAACUUGAAAAAUAUAUUAUCUUUAAAGUUCUUAGUGCUUUGCUAUAAUUCACAAGUUUCUACAGUAUUUUGGGCAGAAAUGUUCUAGACAUUAGAUAGAACAAGUACCUUAUUGGUGUUGUACAAUUAAUUGUUUUGACAUGUGAAGUGUAUCUUGGUCUUUUAGUUUGGAGUUAAUUUGUAAGUAAUUCUAGGAUGGAAGAUGACUGUUCAUCUUUAGUUAUUCAGACUCAAUACAAGUGAUAUUUGUUAACCAUAGGAACCUGUUACUUCCAGAAACCCCAAACCUUAAUAUUUGAGAACUGAAAUCCAUUUUAAGGAAUGUUUUUGCUUUUCUGGUUAAGGCUAUUUAAUACAGAAAUAAAUAUAUGGUAGCAGGGAGGUACAUUAAUGUUAAUAUGUCCAGACUAAAGUGGUUUCAUUGUAAAUCAAAUUAGAUAAAACCUAAAAUUAAAUAUCAGAAUGAUUGUCAGGAUAGGGGGAUCAGUGUAAAACCUAUGGGGUUCAUAAGUUUCUCAAGAAACAUCAUGUGAUCAUAGCGAAGUGUUGGGGUUAUAUUUCAAGGUACAGACAAAUAGUCGAAUAAAUUACUGGUAUUUUCUAGGAAAUUAUAGUACUGUGUUGUUGACUUAGGAAGAAGGUGUGCGGCAUUUUGGUGCAGUGUCAUUGAAAAAAGUCCUAGGCUGAGUCGGAUGUGAAGAGAUUUAUACAUUCAGACCUGUCUGUCCAUCUUGCGUAAUAUUUUUGCAGACAUGCAAAUUAAACAAGUAAUGUGAGCAUUGGGCAUUGUUACAUCUUCGAAUUAAAAUAUCAUUUUGUAAAUGCUAAUAUAUUAAAAUGCCGUAAAAAAUCUUUCCUGUAAACGAAUAAAUAUCGGUCAGAUAUUUGAUUGUAUAACAGCCAAACAGUGCUCGCCCAUUGGUUUAGCUAUGAUCAGGUGCUAAUUUACUGCUUGUAAAUAGUGCUUGUCCUUUUACCUAGAAUGGCUUGAUGUUACAGUUGUUUCACUGAACGAGUGCUGUGUUGGGGAUAGUCGGGGAUUACUAAUGCAUGUUUCGGAGGACUGAAAAAUAAUUUAUUACAAUAUGGCAUGAAACAGUUUGUCAACCACCACCACGAAUUGUUUAACUUCAAAUGACGUAAUGUGUUGAGCAACUCUUGGCGAUACAUUUGAAAACUUUCAAUUAGCUGUUACGAAGUGAAUGCUAAAAUAUAUAGAUUUUUGUGAAACGUUUAAUGUAAAAUGAUGUUGCAGUAGUAAUGUUAUUUAGUCCACUGCCUUACAUGUAGGUGUACUAGCACCUUGCAAGCAGAUGAAGCUGGAGAUUUUUUUUUUUUUUCCCUGUACAUGGAAUGUCACGUACAGGUCUAGGUGGCAAGUAUGAUAAUGGCAUGUAUAGGUGGAAUAAGUAUCCGAUAUGAUUUCUGUACAGAGGUUUAAUAUGUAGUAGAAUCUAGUGCUAGUACGAUUGUACGCUACAAUAUACUCGAUGUCAAAUGCUUCAUGUUUUUACGUUGUUGCCAUAUUUGUCAUUCUAGUUACCUAAUCUUACUGGACAUUGAUCAUAUUCCUGUCAUUCUUUCAUAUCGGGUUCAACCAGUGUUUUUUGAAGUUGAGCCAAACAUACCUUCUUUAAACACUGUUGACAAAAAUCUUUCCCUUGAAGGCAAACAUGGUUUUAAACUCAAAAAAUGCUAAACCUGAAGUGCUUCCUGUAAUGUUGUUGCCGUUUUUGAUCAUCCUUUCAAACUUUCUGAUGUCAAUUGAUUUUGUUAAGUUUUUUGGUCACUGCACAAGUUUCCGUCAGUUACUAUCUCUGUAAAUUGUUUUUCUUCGUCAAGAAAGAGAAGAUUUAUAUACAUGUAUAUAUGUAUUCAUUUCUGCCUAAUGCAAUGAGCAUUAUUGAUUUGAUGAUUUAAUUAAUGGAUGUAUAUCUGUGCUGUGAAUAGAUACAUGGUAGGUUUUAAACAGAGUGUAACACUUUCCAACCCAUUCUACAUUUAGCACUUGAUUUACAUCUGAAAUCAAUCAAAAGCCACAAAUGUUGGAACACCUGCAGUUUUUACCAUUUCUUGUACUGAUCAGUCAGUGAGGGGAAUGUCUUUUUCUGUAGAAGUUUUGUUUUGUGAGAUCAUCGACUAACAGAGUAUGUUUUGUGUACAGUAUAUUUCAACACACCUUUACUCUCCAUUUGCUAUUGCCGAGUCAAUUUUUCUUGAAUGUUCCAUUCAUCAAAAUCAGAUUUUGAGGAACUAAUUUUUGUGUAAUCAUUAUGUUCAAUGCAACACACACAUAUAUUCUCUUUUCAACUUUUUUUUUUUGUAAAUAAAAAAGUGAAAAUUUUACACUAAUUGACAUGUAUAGUAGUCCUGUGUAUUAUUAUCUGUGUUUGAUUCAAGUUUAGUUUCCCUCCAUCCCUUUAAUAUUUGAAGUAGCAUAGUGGGCCAGACUAAGGAGAAUUGUUCCAAGAAAACUAUUCACAUUUGUUAUAUUUACCAUAAACGGCUCGAAAAUGCUUCUUGUCAAUGUAAUGCGUAGAAGUUUACAGAAAUAGCAUAUCUGGUCAUAUUUUGAAGUCUGAGAGAUGAUUAUUAUGAUUUAACAUAAGGGAGAGAAGAAUUAUUACCGCUGUAGCCGUUUAUGUUCAUCAUGCAUGUCGACUCGGUGUCCAACGUUAAUGUUGCUCACCCUAUACUUUACCAAUGUGGGGAGAGCAGGCAAAGGGUACAUAAAGGUACAAACAUGCAUGUCAGAUCAGAGUGAAAAACGUGUAAAGAAAGAACAGUUUUAGAUUCACCUUACACUACACUAUUUGAAUUUGUUGUGUUUUGGGUCAAAUUAUAAUUAUUUUUAAGCAUCACUUUUUGUUUUUUCCUGUAAUUGCUGAAUUAUUUUCAGCUGUUUAUAUUUACUGCAGACUGUACGUGAUGAUAUUGUUUCCAGCAAAACACUGGGCGUAGGGUCAGAAGGUGUAUGUUAUAUGUCGUCGUGAUCUUGGAUGAAUAUGUUCAAUUGAUAAUAAAGUCAGUACACACAUAUUUUAUAAAAUGGUCUCGAACAUAUGCGGUACAAGAAAUUAUCAAAGUUAUUGUGCAAGGUCAAAGGUCAAUGCAUGUAUCUUGCCUUAUCUGUCUUUUCAAAAUGAAGGGGAGGCAAGACUAAAUAAAAAUUCGUGUUGUGGUUAUCUCCCUUCGGAUUGAGAGAAACUUGAUUGUCCAAUUGGUGAUCAUUCACACUUGCAUGUAGGUAGGUCCAGAAUUAAAUGUCAACAUUUGGAUGGUCAGUUGUGACAUUAUCGCAUUUUACUCUCUCGCCCAUCCGAGUGACCACUGUAAAAAAAUAAAUAUAUAUAUACUAUCUAUCACUGCCUGUUUAUGGGUGAAUGUUGGUUGCCAUGGUGAGGGAGGAACAAUACGUGCUGACCUUUACUGGUGUUCACGCUGACCUUGCGGUGGCUGCUGUGAGUGUUGGAGUGUCGUGUAAAUGGUGCGAGAAAGACGGCGAGAUGUUACAUGUGUCUGCAAACCCUGCCAGAUGUUAAACACAGUACCUGAUUUCUUAUGAGUAAUAAACCUGAUUCUUAAAGCUUAA
Molecule: messenger RNA, 6350 nt
Organism: Mizuhopecten yessoensis (Yesso scallop)
Lineage: Eukaryota; Metazoa; Mollusca; Bivalvia; Pectinida; Pectinidae
Product: eukaryotic translation initiation factor 4E-like
Exons: 7
Coding region: 52-702 (216 amino acids)
Biological process (GO): translational initiation
Cellular component (GO): cytoplasm; eukaryotic translation initiation factor 4F complex
Molecular function (GO): translation initiation factor activity; RNA 7-methylguanosine cap binding
Source: RefSeq, a predicted model, not a curated record